CAGAGAAGACGGAGGUUGUGGAAAGCUUUGGCCAUGAACUUGAUGGGAUCCGUAGUGGGCACGGCAACCGCCGGCCCCCUUGCUGGAGGGGAAGCCAACCGGUGUGACGUUUAAAAGUCGUGAGCAAGACAUAGACACUGACGAACAGGUGUGCAUGGAUUGCGAUCUGCCUCGUUGGAGGGACCAUCCACAUCGAUGAGACCGCAAGCCCUUUGGAGUGGACAAACUCAUACUCCAGACUCAUAAGUUCCAGAUUUUGAGGUCAUGGCGGGGAGGAAUCAAACUCGCAAUUUUCAGUUUCCAAUGACUCAAUCUGUGGUGAGCAACCAAAUAUAUUCAUUUGGAAAUAAUACAGAAACUGAUAUCUUUGAAGAGGAUGCUGAAGUGUAUGAACUUCGACCAAGAGGAAGAGAAAAAGUCAGAAGAAGUACAUCAAGAGAUAGACUGGAUGAUAUCGUAUUAAUAACAAAAGAUAUACAGGAAGGUGAUACUUUAAAUGCAAUAGCCCUUCAGUAUUGUUGUUCAGUAGCAGAUAUCAAGAGGGUUAAUAAUCUCAUCAGCGAUCAAGACUUUUUUGCACUUAGAUCUGUUAAAAUUCCAGUAAAAAGAUUUAGUGUAUUGACUGAAACACAUUAUUCUCCCAAAGGAAGACAGAAUUCCCGUCCUUCAGCUGCCCAGUGUACUCCAGAACUGCAAGAGAUAUUUCCUAAUUCUGAUCUUCUGGUUUCAAAUGAGACUGCUGGGAAUUUCUUAAAAGAAGUGGACAAAGACAUAGAACAAAUAGUAAAAUGUACAGACACAAAGAGAGAGAACCUCGAUGAAGUGGUUUCUGCCUUAGCAAAACAAGAACUGUGUUUUGAACCUGACAAUAAAAGCAUUAGACGUAAGGAUCCCUAUUAUGGAGCAGACUGGGGAAUAGGUUGGUGGACAGCUGUGGUGAUAAUGUUAAUAGUAGGCAUAAUAACGCCAGUAUUUUAUUUACUGUAUUAUGAAGUUUUAGUUAAAGUAGAUGUUAGUCAUCAUUCCACAGUGGAUUCCUCACAUCUGCAUUCAGGAGUCACAGCUCCAUCACAACAGAGAGAAAUAGAGAAUGGAAUAAUUCCAACAAAAGGAACAAAUGUGGGACAACAAGAUGAUUAUAAACGUCAUAAACAGAAUUCUCAAUUACCUUCUACACGGCAUAUCACAUAGCAUUCAGUUCUAGAUUAUAAUAUUUAUAAGUAUAAAUGUAUCUGGAAUGCAGAGAAUCAAUUAUAUUCUUUAUUUACCACUCAUGGGCAGUAUUUUGGUUUAUUGAAAAUACUUUUAUUUCUUCCAGAGACUUUUUGUUUUGAGCCAUUUGCAAGUCAAUUCUGUAUGAACAUUAAGCUUUCUACCUGUCCUAUUUUUGAAUGGUUUAAGUUAAGUCUGUUGUGGCACAGCAAAAAUGAAUUUUUAGUACACACAUAGAAAUUUCUUUAGAAAAUGUUGCACCCACUUAUUUAAACAUAGUCUUGAAGUUUUGUUUUGUUUUUGUUUAUUUUUUUCAGUAAUUUUUUAAAGGUAUUGAUGUUAAAAGUUGUUAAGCAAUAUGAAUGGUAGCAUUAGAUGUAUGCAAUUGAAGAAAAUCCAUUUAUUACUAUCUGAUAAGCAUAUUAUCUCUUAGCUAAAAAUGUUUGGUUGAGCAACAGUUUGAUUCUAAAAGUAUUUGUGAUAGCACAGUGUGAACAUGAUGCUACCCAUUUGAAUCUGUUGAUCGGUUUUUAUAUGAUUUAUAAUAUGAUGUGGCAGAAAAACAAGUAAAAUCAAAUCAAAAGAAACAAUCAGGAAGAUUGAAUUUUGACAAGAGGAGCUAGAAUUUCAAAUUGAUAUAAAAAAUCUAGGAAUUAUAUAGGGAAGUAGCAUCAUUGAAUAAUUAGAAUAUUGGAGUGAAUCAAAGUAAUUUAUGCUUAAUCUGUUUCUUAAUUCUUUGUACGUGUCUUUUAACUUUUAUGCCCAUUUUGUUUUCAGUAAAAUAAGUAUACUGGACCUAUGUACUUUUGUAAUUCUUUGAAGAAAAGUGCUAGACCUGUACACUUACAUUAUUUGGGGAAAAAUUCUUAAUACCCUAUGAUGAACUGUUGCACUUCCAUACAUGCCUUAAUUAAAUCAAAUGCCUUAAUUUAAUGUUAUAAAAGUUAAUAUACUUUUUAGAAUCAAACUUAUAUCCUAGUCUUCCCUUUCAAUAGAAUUAAUGCCUGUGAUGUGUAUGUGGUAUGAACUGAUCUUAGUUUCAUUUAAUCAAGCACAAUUUCAUGGGCAACACAUAUGUGACUUGUCUUUUUUGUAUAAUGUGAGUUACCAAAAAUGGCUCACUAAGAAAAAAUUUAAGUGGUCAUUUGGAUUGGUUGGCAAAAUAGAUACAGCUCUGAUUUUUCGACUUCUUAUCCUAUUUUCCAUAGGGAUGAUUAUUUAAAAUAGAAAAUGAGUGACAAAAGAAUUGUUAUCUUAUGAAUGCUAAUGGAGAGAAAUUGGCAAAAAAAAAAAUAUAAAAAAUAUAUAUCUCUUCUGAGGGACAUCAGAGCAGGAUACCUAUCAUGCCUUAAGUUCAUAGUAAUCUGGCUAAAUAAGCAUUUGCCUACUGGUUAAUUUUAUAUGUAUUCACACACAUAUAUACAUACAUUCAUACAUACAAAAAAAAAGUGGUGCUGCUGUAGAACAUAGGAUUAAUGGAAUAUGAGUUGUCUUAAAUGUGUAACUAAAAUUUUUUUGUGUGUUUUUUAGGUAUAUGAUACUGCCUCAUUUUCUGGGCAUUAUUUCCUAGUGUCAGAUGUUUGAAAUUCAGAUACAAUCAUUUUGUAUCUAAGCCCUAUCCAGUGAAUAGUUGUGACAGAUCAGUAAUCUAGGCUCUUGAUAAAAAUGGAAGGAAAAAAACACUGAGCCCUUUCAUUAUAUUACUUACCAGAAAGUGUUAUUGGUAAAUACAUGUCUCUACUCAUUCAUAUAAAAAAACAGCUUGAAAAAUGAGCAACAUUCGUGAAGAUACCUAAAUUAUGUGUGAAUGUGUUUUCUCCAAAAAAAAAAGCUUAAAUUUUCUGUGCUAUAUUGCAUAGAGAAAUGGAAUCUUUUUCUAGUCCUUAGUGUUAACUUUAGCUUACAUGUUCUACACUUUUUACCAAGUAUACUAAAAAAUAUAAGAGGAAUAAAAAUUACAAAAAAGCAAAAGUCAAUUAGGUGAAAAUUUUAUAGUGUAAUUCAGAUUGGUAAGCUAAAGAAUAUCAUUGAUUGUCGUCUACUGGUGCUAGUUUGAAAUUAUUAUAGUGGUCUGAUAAGUAAAUAGGUAAAUAAAAAUACAUUGCUUUUAUUUAAACAAAUGAAAUUUGCCUAGAUGUAGGAACCACUUCUGCUCUAUAGAAUGUCACUUGGUGAUAAAUAUGAAUAUGAAAUAUAUUCUCUUUAAUUGCUGAGCAAUUCCCCUCCUUUAUCUAUUAUAUGGUUCUAGAAUUACAAAUUUGAAUCUUUAACUGCAACAUCCAAAAGAGAAUAUGGUUAAAUGUGGCAAAGAAGUACAAUUUUAGUAGGUAAUAAGUACAAAAAUAAAUUUUCAGUUAAUGUACUGUUGAACAUCAUGACAAUGGUGUGUGAAAGUUGUUCUAUAAUUUCCCAGGGAGGACAUAUUUUUGUUUUCUAAUUGUAGGCUUUGAAAAUGGGCUUAAGGUUAAAUGUAUAUUGGACUCUUAUCCUGAUAAGUGUUCAGAUCUAACUGGCAUACUUUAUAUUAGCAUGUAUCAAACUGGCAAAAAUAUAAUUGGAAAAAUAAUCUUGCUUCCUUUGGAAAUGUUUGGUUAUAAAUAAAAAUUUUUUGUGUGUUCAAAGAUGUAAUUGCAGUUUUAACACCUCCAGGAUAAAACAUGGACCUCAUUCUUUUUAAAACAUCUACUUUCAAAGAUUAUCUAUUAGUAAAUUAUAAACUCUGUCUUCCAUAUGAAUAAGAUAAGUUCAUUUUCAUUAUUAAUUUCUCAUUUUUAGAAUCUGAUUAAGGCAGAUUCUGGAGUUUUAAAAUAAUGAUGAUUUAGUUUUUUUACUAUUUCUGAAAGUUGGGACUUAAAAUAAUUGGGAAAUUAAAUGAAGCAAGUAAGUGAGAAUUUUGCAAAUGAAAAAAGACUACAGUAUAAAUAAGUGUUAAAAGUGUGAAGUUAAGAGUUAAAGAAAAUGUAUUUAAAUGGUGCACUAUGUUGAGAAUCAUGCUGUGUUUUGACUUGGAACACUUGCUCAGGAAAUUGGUAUUUUUCUCCCACGUAUGUGCAUAUUGCACUGUUAAAUUUUAAAUAGAAAUACCUGAAUGCUUUAAGUAUUUUUAUACACACUAAUGCUGUAAAUCUCAUAAAAAUAUAUUUUAUACAAAUGCAGAAUGUAAUAAUUGUAGAAUCAUGUAUUAGUAUGUAAGUCUUUAAAAUGGUGGCUUUACAAUUUUUGCCACUUAAACUUUUCAUAUCCUAAGAUGUCUGAGUGUAAACCAUAAUAAAGUUUCUAUUUUAUUAUCCAA
Antechinus flavipes (yellow-footed antechinus) is the source of this 4504-nucleotide messenger RNA. It is a transcript of the gene LYSMD3, whose product is annotated as LysM domain containing 3. Gene Ontology annotation, cellular component: Golgi apparatus. Bases 265 to 1191 code for a protein of 308 amino acids. NCBI's taxonomy places the organism in Eukaryota, Metazoa, Chordata, Mammalia, Dasyuromorphia, Dasyuridae. The record is from RefSeq and is a predicted model, not a curated record. Gene Ontology annotation, biological process: Golgi organization. The transcript has 4 exons.